CUAGCUUCGUGAAGCAUCGUUUCCACUUAUCAAAAUUCUAAGGAUUCUUCUAAUUGUCGUAUUACUUAGGAUAUUCAUCUUUGAAUCACGACUAUGGAUGUUGACAUAAAACUGAAGAGGAGUGGCAACCAGUCCUUCGGCUUUCGGUUAUCAGGAGGUGUUGACUUUAGCUUUCCGUUAACUGUCGUCAGGGUGGCCCUUGGAGGUUUGGCCGAUCAAGCAGGCCUACAAGCAGGCGACAUAGUCCACAAAGUAAAUGGGGAAACUGUCCAGCAUUUGAGGCAUACCGAAGUUCUUGAUCGCCUCGUCAAAGCCGGAAACGAAUUCACAUUGUCCGUCAUACGAAAUCUGAAAAUCGAACGAAACGUUUAACGAAAAUGACGCGUUCUUUACGCCGUCGUUACGGCGCGUCCUCUUA
Molecule: messenger RNA, 418 nt
Organism: Habropoda laboriosa
Lineage: Eukaryota; Metazoa; Arthropoda; Insecta; Hymenoptera; Apidae
Product: PDZ and LIM domain protein Zasp-like
Exons: 3
Coding region: 94-372 (92 amino acids)
Biological process (GO): muscle structure development; actin cytoskeleton organization
Cellular component (GO): filamentous actin; adherens junction; stress fiber
Molecular function (GO): actin binding; muscle alpha-actinin binding
Source: RefSeq, a predicted model, not a curated record